This is a messenger RNA of Caenorhabditis sp. 36 PRJEB53466, 2465 nucleotides long. Lineage: Eukaryota; Metazoa; Nematoda; Chromadorea; Rhabditida; Rhabditidae. The record is from the annotation of a GenBank genome assembly.
AUGAGCAUUGAGGACGGAGAUGAUCCGUCCUGCUACAUGGUCCAGGAGACGACGUUCGAUUACGAGUACGACGAGACGUUCAACUGGGAGAAUGUGACGGCAUCGCAGUGCAACUGCACUCACCCACUCUUCAGGUAUCUAGAGGUGAGACACCCCCAACUGGGACACACCAUCUUUCACAGUUUAUUGUAGGUAUGCAUCUCUCGAUGCGGCGAUGACACCGUCUUCUUCAAAAUGACCGACGAGGAACUGUUCGAAAUCGCUCUGCCCGGCUUCCUUUAUCUCACCGUUUUUCUAGUUGGAACAAUAGGAAACUCUAUGGUACCUAUCUUAUUCUAUUCUCACUUCACCUAUUCCUAUUCUUCAUCCCUUAGGUUAUCUUCGUGGUGAACCGAUUCAAACGAAUGCGCAACGUGACCAACGUCUUUCUGGCUUCGCUGAGUACCGCCGACUUGUGCCUUAUCUGGUUCUGUGUGCCUAUAAUGUUCAUGAAGUACAUGUCGCAUACUUGGUCGAUGGGAAGGUUCGCCUGCUACUCCGUUCAUUACAUCCAACAGUUCACGUGUUUCUGCUCGGUUCUCACAAUGACUAUGAUCAGUUUCGAGAGGUAAGUGUGUAUUUGAACGUUGCCGCUAACACGGGACAUUUAGAUUUCUGGCAAUAGCGUAUCCGAUGCGCAACAUUUGGUUUUCUUCGAUCGGAAGGGCUAAAAAGGUCAUCUUGCUCAUCUGGCUCUUGUCGGCAAUGUUGGCGGUGCCGACGGCAGUUCGGAUGGACUACGAGUCGAACCUUUCGUUGAACGGACAGAGAGUUAAUUGGUGCAGAAGAAGGUUCCCGACUCAGUUCAUGGGAUAUCCUAGACCGACUCUGAAUAAGGCUUAUGCAAUGUACCAGGUACUAGACCGACUCGUCUCGUUCCCUAAUCCCUCCGGCUUCCAGCUGCUUCUCCUCAUCAUUUUCCCCGUGCUCACCAUGUCCAUCUGUUAUGCCCGGGUGUCUGCGAUCGUGUACAAGUCCUCGAAAGACCGCGUCAUCCUCUCGCAGGCUAUGUGAGACUCACUUAUUCAUCGCAUCUCACCUAAUCUUUGGUUUUCUCAGGGUCGCGUUCUCGAAGGCAGCCACGGAUGCGGUCACCUUUUCCGGUUAUUCCGCCAUUCCGAUGAUAACCACUUCGAGAAAUCUGAAGACGGCCAACACAACCAUCAACUCGUACAGCAAACAUCGGAACAAUCGAGUUGCCGAGGCCAAUAAGAAACAGGUAGAGGCUCUGGAAUCUGCGAGUGCCUCAUAGAGAUCUUCCUUCAGAUUGUGCAAAUGCUCAUCUCGAUCGUGUGCAUGUACACCGUCUGCUGGCUUCCAACGAUCGUCGACGAGUUGCUCACCUCGUUCGGCUACAUCUGCCGCACCUCGAAUACACACACUCUAAAACACAUGCGAAUGGGAUUCAAUGCGCUGACCUACUGUCAAUCUUGCAUCAACCCCAUCUUGUACGCAUUCAUCUCGCAGAACUUCCGGUCCACAUUCAAAACGGCGUAUUCGAGAAUGAAGCAUCGUCUGCAGGUGAGUCACUUCCUUCUUUUCUUACCUAGGGCAUUGAAUUGAAAUCAGAUCCUUUCAGGAAUCAUUAGUCAUGCAUUGAAAACAAACAAUUACGGUAUGAGAGAGAGAGAGAGUGUGCAUGGGUUUGGCCCGUCACGGGUGUGAAUUUCAGUUCCAUCGAAUCAAUUCUCUCCGGAAUUCGAAUUCCAACAUUUUUCAGGGAGUCGAGGAAAUGCGCUCACGGAUGGGCUCCUGCUCGUCGGCCAGCAUGAUGUCCACCCGCAACCAACAUCGCAUCUACGGCUCCAGCUUCAACACUUUGACAGUGCCGGGCCGCUCGAUGAUCACUCCGAACAUGUCCCGCGACGUCUCGCAACUCUCGCUCUGCCGACCCACUUCGCAGAUGUCUUUUUGCCGUCCGAAGAGUCCGAUGGCGGCCGAUUCUCCGUCCACGUUCAUGCGGUACCUCUAGAUCGUCGUUUCUUCCAUCGUAUUCUGAUUUUAGACACCGUCCUCGUUCUCCAACGGACGUUUCUCAUGACUCUGGCCGUCCCAGAAGCCCGACUGAUCUAUCGCAAUCUACAAAACCGUCCAGAAGGUCUUCGUCUAUCAGGUUUUUCUAUUGCACUGGAAAGUGACGUGGUUCAUGAAUGCACGUUUUAAGGCCCCGAAGUCCGACAUCCACGUCUCAAAUGUCAACAAUAGUGCGUUCGCGAAGCCCGACAGCGGCUUCUGAUACUUCUUCGCUUUUCCCCUCGAGGUAAUCAGUUCUCUCUAUCCACUCGCUCCUUACUCCGAUCUUUUCCAGAACGCGCAGUCCGACUCUCCAGUCGAACACUUCCGGGCAGUCCGUCGAGCGAACCGUUGACCGUCUGAGUGUUCGUGACGCCGUCCGACCGAAAACUCCACCGGCUGUCGCCGUUUAG